Trichomonas vaginalis G3 is the source of this 891-nucleotide messenger RNA. Its product is annotated as protein ubiquitination. Gene Ontology annotation, molecular function: protein binding. Bases 1 to 891 code for a protein of 296 amino acids. The transcript has a single exon. NCBI's taxonomy places the organism in Eukaryota, Parabasalia, Trichomonadida, Trichomonadidae. The record is from RefSeq and is a predicted model, not a curated record.
AUGAGUCAGGGAAUUGUUCUGAACUACGAAUAUAUUGGCUCACAUAUCAAAGAUUAUAUUGAAGCGGAUAAUCUCUUUAGCACAUUCGAAGUCGAAGAUAUCGAAUCAAUCAUGAAAUUCGCGAAUUUAACACCUGACGAGUUCAAUUCUCUUCUUGCGCAAUCCCAUUCUGUCAUUUCAGCACGUGAAUUGUAUGCCUGCACUCGAAAUGCAAAUGUUUCAAUAAACAACCUACAAGAUGCCGUUUCAACACUUAAAUCAGUUCAAAAGUACAUGAAGAUGCGAGUUUUCGAAGGAAUUAUUGUCUUUUUAGAACAAUUGCAAAAGGAUCAAUCCAUUACAGCACAUAAAAUCGAAAAACUUCAAGCAGAUUUAAUUCGGAUCCAAAAAGAAAAAGAAAACGUUGAGAAAGAGAUGCAAACUCUUCACUCUCAACUCAAAGCGAAAGAAGGAAACGAUUUACCAAAAGAAUUUCUUUCGAAAAUUUCGGAACUUAAAAAUUCUGAAGAUUUCAAUCAAAUCUACAAAUUCUUUGAUGAAAUUUCAGAAAAAGGAAAUCAAAAAAUGAUGCAAAAAGCAUGUGAAGAAGAACUUUGGAAAAAACAAAAUGAUGAUUAUUAUGGUACAAAUGUACUUCAUGAAGCAUCUUCACAAGGAAAUCUGAGACUUGUUAAAUCUCUCAUUGAAUGUGGCUGUGACAAAGAAAUCAAAGACAAAGAAGAUGGUUUUACAGCUCUAAUUUGGGCAUCAAGAGAAGGUCAUCUUGAAGUUGUUCAAUAUCUUAUCUCAGUUGGAGCUAAUAAAGAAGUAAAGAAUAAUGAAGGAAAAACAGCACUUGAUAAAUCGAAAGGAGCAGUAAGAGAAUAUUUAUUAUCAAUUGCAAGAAAAUAA